Messenger RNA from Cucurbita maxima (winter squash), 2249 nucleotides. Its product is annotated as ABSCISIC ACID-INSENSITIVE 5-like protein 5. The record is from RefSeq and is a predicted model, not a curated record. The transcript has 3 exons. Gene Ontology annotation, biological process: positive regulation of DNA-templated transcription. NCBI's taxonomy places the organism in Eukaryota, Viridiplantae, Streptophyta, Magnoliopsida, Cucurbitales, Cucurbitaceae. Gene Ontology annotation, molecular function: DNA-binding transcription factor activity. Bases 511 to 1719 code for a protein of 402 amino acids. Gene Ontology annotation, cellular component: nucleus.
UGUGAUUAAAAAUAUAUAUAUUUAUUUCGUCAAUUUUUGAGUUUCCCUUUAUGGGUUUUGGGAUUGCUUUUUCCCUCAAUUUUCUUGCUUGAUUUGUGUUGUUUGGAUAGCUGUUCGAUCACUUCGUGCGUUAGUUCAUAGCUUGGGUCGUUUACCCUUUUGAAUGUGUUGUUUAUGGUGUUUUUUUUUGUGUUAACUAGACUUUUAGCAGUGGGAGUUUUCUGGGUUUUUGAAUCUCUGUGUUCUUUGGUUUCGUGGAAUCUGUUUUGAGGAGUUCUACUCACAUGAGCUCUUAAUUGGGGUAUCACUGUGCUUUGAAUGGAAUAGCCAAGCUAAACUCUACGGUUUCUGAAUAUCUUUGCAUGUGAGGUUUUUUCUAGUCGUCUUUUAGUGAUUUGCAGUUUUGGUUUUUGGUGCGAAGGUUAAAUGAUCGUAAAUUUUGAGUGAUAUUUUGGUGGUUGGGUCCGAUUCUGGUUCUGAUUGAAUCAGAUUCUGCGAAAUUGCAAGGAGAUGAAUUUCAAGGAUUUUGGGAAUGACCCAUCUGCCGGGAACGGCGGUGGAGAUGGAAGACCUCCGGCCAACUAUCCGUUAGCACGACAAUCAUCGAUCUACUCCCUCACCUUCGAUGAGUUUCAGAACAUGGGGAGCAUAGGCAAGGAUUUUGGGUCAAUGAACAUGGAUGAGCUGUUGAAGAACAUUUGGAGCGCUGAAGAAAUGCAAACUAUGACAUCUUCUGCUGCUGCUGCUGUUGGUAAAGAAGGGGCUGGUACUGUUGGCGGUAGUAGUGGGUAUUUGCAGAGACAGGGAUCUUUGACGCUGCCAAGGACACUCAGCCAGAGGAAGGUGGAUGAAGUUUGGAAGGACAUAAUCAAUGAACAUGCUAGUGCUAAAGAUGGGAAUACUGUUGCUUCUAAUUUGGAACAGAGGCAGCAAACUCUUGGGGAGAUGACACUUGAAGAGUUUUUAUUCAGAGCUGGAGUGGUGAGAGAAGAUACUCAAGUGACUGCAAACCCCAACAAUGGAGGGUUCUUUGGCAACAACACUGGUUUUGGAAUUGCUUUCCAGCGGCAAGCUAAAGUUCCUGAGAAUAAUAAUCAGAUUCCGGUUCAACCGUCAAACUUAUCGUUAAAUGUCAAUGGAGUUCGAGCACAUCCGCCGCAGCCAAUAUUUCCAAAGCAGCCUACUGUGACAUAUGGAUCUCAGUUGGCUUUACCCAGUGAUGGUCAGCUGGCUAGUCCAGGAAUUAGAGGUGGAAUUAUGGGGAUUGCAGAUCAAGGGUUGAGCACAAAUUUGAUGCACGGGUCUGCACUGCAGGGUGGAAGAAUGGGAGUGGUUAAUUUAACAGCUGGUCCGUUACCUAUUGCAACAGAAUCUCCAGUGAACCAACUAUCAUCAGAUGGGAUUGGAAAGAGCAACGGUGAUACCUCGUCCGUGUCUCCUGUGCCUUACGCGCUUAAUGGUGGAAUCAGAGGGAGGAGAAGUAAUGGGACUGUCGAAAAAGUUGUCGAGAGGAGACAACGGAGAAUGAUAAAAAACAGAGAGUCUGCUGCGAGAUCACGGGCUCGAAAGCAGGCUUACACAAUGGAAUUGGAAGCAGAAGUUGCAAAGCUGAAAGAGGAUAACCAAGAACUCCGGAGAAAACAGGCGUUGGAAGUAAUGGACAAUCAACAAGGAAUCAAGAAGCAAUGCUUAAGACGAACGCAGACUGGCCCAUGGUGAUUUCAGAGGAUGUUAUCUGAUAUCCAGGCCGAAAGAAUAAUGCCAUAGAUGGUGGUGUACAUAUAAGUCAUGCGGUAGGUUGAGAGUUGUAGGUGGCGUGUAGAAUCCAUCUCGGGGUGUCUUGCUUGCAGGUAUCAUACUUCGACGUGGAUGAAUUCAGUAGCUUUCGAGCGAAAGCAAAGCACAUGUUUUUCAAUGUAUUUUCUGGAAAUACUAGUUCAUACAGCUGCUCCACCCUCCUGCCAUGGAGAGAGAACCAAGUUUUUUGUGGCAUUUCCUGAUAUGGCCUUGCUGCUGCUGUGGUUUUGAGUAAAUGUCAAUCAUGAAUGCAGGAUUCAUCAGGUUCAAUUCAUUGGCAUGUCAAUGGCAACUAGUGCCGUCUGAUUUCCUCUGUAAUCUUUACAUCCUGAUGUUUUUAGUUUUGACUUCUGCUUCAGUUGUAAGUUUUAGAUUAGCCAAACCAAGGAAUUACAUUACAUCUUCGAUUAUGUUAAACCUUGAUUCUCUCACUGGAAUGCCCCUUUUCAUUA